UUUUAACGCACGGCUACGCUCUUAGGCUACAAGAGUUAAGAUUAGUAAUCGCAUUUCUCAUAGAUAAGAUAACACAAAUUAACGAGUUGAUUUAAUUCAACGUUCUAACCAAGUACGCAAUCACGGUGUGUGCAUAUACUAAGCUUCGAAAUCCUUCACGUGUGUGGAAUUUAGUGUCCAAACGCCCGUCUGAAAGUCAACAAUAGAAAUUAACUGCAACAAGUGGAAGAGUUUAUAAAUUAUUAACCAGAAAUUCAAUUUGACAAACAAAAAUAAAACCGCCUGUGUUGCGUGCACCACGAUAAGGCCUUAAACUGGAUUGGGAUAGUGAUUUUGAUAGCUUUGACGAUUUCGCCAUGGAUUUCUGGGGGAUUUUCAUGUUUUUCCUGUUAACGUUCCUCAUAAUGAGCUGUUGCGGCUACUGCUGUACGACCAAACGUCGAGGCACUGUGCUCUCAACACCCGUUGUAGUCACAUCGGCCACGCACACAGCCCCUGGCGGCUAUCCCGUUACACAGAUACCAGCCACAACAUAUCAACCGAACGCCUACGGAACACCCUAUCCCGCCCAGACCGCAGGCAAUGUGACCGUGCAGAUGCCCAUGGGCAUGCCCAUGCCAGGGGGACAGCCAGCAAUGCCAGCAAUGCCACCGCAAAUGGGAACAGCAGGAGCUUAUCCGCCGACGAUGCCACCGGGCGGUGGUGCUGUCAACAUGAAUCCACCGUCAUAUGACAUGGCCAUGGCUAAUCCGGGACCGAGUGUUGUGCCCGGCACCUAUGAGAAGCAAAUGCCCUACAAUCCCAACUAUGCACAAUAGGCAUUGUGCGGCCCUCAACUCAUCUAUCUGGACAAUUGCGAAUCGUCGAUUCCUUUAAUAUGAUUUAGUUUUGUUUAUCCUAUUGCGAUCAUUUCCAUAUA
Messenger RNA from Drosophila navojoa, 919 nucleotides. RefSeq lists its product as uncharacterized. The record is from RefSeq and is a predicted model, not a curated record. NCBI's taxonomy places the organism in Eukaryota, Metazoa, Arthropoda, Insecta, Diptera, Drosophilidae.